Pundamilia nyererei is the source of this 2206-nucleotide messenger RNA. Its product is annotated as tripartite motif-containing protein 16-like. Gene Ontology annotation, molecular function: zinc ion binding; protein binding. NCBI's taxonomy places the organism in Eukaryota, Metazoa, Chordata, Actinopteri, Cichliformes, Cichlidae. The record is from RefSeq and is a predicted model, not a curated record. Bases 360 to 2051 code for a protein of 563 amino acids. The transcript is spliced from 2 exons.
UCAACACUACAGCCAAACCAGUGAUGAUUGGUUUCACUGGUUUGGUUCUGCUUUGUUUUGUCUGCAGGCAUUUUUAUAUCACACUUACUCUUUUCUAUUUCUAACACUCAGGACAUAAAAACACACCCUGUUUCGUGAAACCACUCCUCUUCCUGGAAUUAUCUGAACCAUAAAAUACCCUCCCCCUUCUUCCUGUUUGCCCUUUGAUCAACAUAACUUCCUGUUUUCUGAUCCUUCCAAAUAUAUGCCAGAGUGCAGACAACUGACAAGAUAGCAAAGCAAGAAAAAGGAACUGAGUUUUGGUUUGGAUCGGGUGGCAGGAAGUGAAACUCUCACACACGAACUCUCGCUGAGGUAAAAUGGCGCAGCAAGGAAUUCAGCUCGACCAGGACAAACUCUGCUGUUCGAUCUGUUUGGAUCUACUGAAAGAUCCUGUGACUAUUCCCUGCGGACACAACUACUGCAUGAACUGCAUCAAAUGCUGCUGGGAUAGAGGUGAUCUGAGGGAGAUCCCCUGCUGCCCUCAGUGCAGACAAGCCUUCAUACCAAGACCUGCUCUGGUGAAAAACACCAUGUUGGCAGAGUUAGUGGAGGAGCUGAAGAAAAGCGGACUCCAAGCUCCUCCUGCUGAUCACUCCGAUGCUGGAUCUGAAGAUGUGGCCUGUGAUUUUUGCAUUGGGGAAAAAAUGAAAGCUGUCAAGUCGUGUCUGCAGUGUCUGGUCUCUUACUGUGAGCAGCACCUCCAGCCUCACUAUGAAUCUCCUGCCUUCAAAAAACACAAGCUGGUGGACCCCUCCCAGAUGAGGAUUAUCUGCCCUCGCCACAAUGAGGUGAUGAAGAUAUUCUGCCGCACUGAUCAACAGUGCAUUUGUUAUCUGUGCUCCAUGGAUGAGCAUAAAGGUCACUGCACUGUCUCCGCUGAAGCAGAAAGGAAAGAGAGGCAGAAAGCACUCGGGGCAAGUCAUGAAAAACUCCAGCAGAGACUCCAGGAGAGAGAGGAAGCCAAGAGAGUGUUUCAGCAGGAGAUGGAGGCCAUUAAUCACUCUGCUGAUAAAGCUGUGAGGUGCAGCGAGACGAUUUUCACUGAACUGAUUAAAACAAUUGAGAAAAGAAGAUCUGAUGUGACCCAGCAGAUCAGACUUCAGCAAAAAACUGAGGUCAGUCGGGUUAAAGAGCUUCAGGAGAAGCUGCAGCAGGAGAUCUCUGAGCUGAGGAGGAGAAACACUGAGCUGGAGCAGCUUUUCCAUACGGAGGACCACACACAGUUUCUCUGCACUUACACCUCACUGUCACACAUCAGCGAAUGGACAGAUUCACCGAGCAUCAACAUCCGUCCUCUGCGCUACUUUAAGGAUGUGACAGCAGCUGUGGCAAAAGCCAGGGAUAAAAUGCAGGAAAUGUUUAGUGAUGUUUAUACCAACAUCUCACAGACAGUGAGUGAAGUGGAUGUUUUACUGCCACAACCAGAUCCCAAAACAAGAGCUACAUUCUUACAGUAUUCCUGUCAGCUCACACUGGAUCAGAGCACGGCAAACUCAUUAUUGAUAUUGUCCGAAGGGAACAGGAAAGUAACAGGAAUGCCCACUUUGCUAGCGGCAGUGCAACUGGCAGUGGAUUUAUAUGCCAACAAACCAGGAUCACAUGCUUUCACUAACAGGUUUCAGGUGCUGAGCAGAGAGACUCUGACUGGACGUUGUUACUGGGAGGUGGAGUGGAGCGGCGGAGGGGUUACAGUGGCAGUCACAUACCAGGAUAUCAGCAGGAAGCAGCAAGAAGAAAGUGAAUUCGGACACAAUGACAAAUCCUGGGCUUUGCAAUGUGUUGACCAAAGAUGCUUUUUCAAACAUAACAAAAGAAAGACUCCCAUUUCAGUCUGCCGGCCGUCCAGAGUAGGAGUGUACCUGGAUCACAGAGCAGGCAUUCUGUCCUUCUACAGCGUCUCUGGCACCAUGACUCUCCUCCACAGAGUCCAGACCACAUUCACUCAGCCCCUCUGUGCCGGACUCGGACUAGAUAUGGGAUCCACUGCUAAGCUGUCUGACCUCAAAUAGACUGGAGUUAUUUAACAGCUGGUGCGAGUGGAUAGAAGCUACACUAAUCAUGAUGAUGUUUGCUAUGCUUCUAUGAUCAUUUCUUUGACUAAUUACAGUAAUUUGUGGGAAGUUUCGAUGCAUGCUCAAACAUGCAGCUCUUCAAUGUCAGAGAC